CAAACGGCCGAAAUGGACAAGGAAGAAGAGCCGUCGGCCGCUGAAGAAGCGGCCCGGUACACGGAUGCAGCCGCCGAAGUUGCUGCAGGGGAGGUUGCGAGGGAAAUCCCAGAAGAAGCACCUGCAAAGGGGGAGACUGAUGCGCAGCCGGAUGUCGUGCCACCGGCUGACCACGAUCACCCACCAGAGGACCAAGCCAUGAGGUCGGGGGAGCAGACAGGCCAUUUGCAGGCAGCGUGAUUCAGGGAAUGAGUGUCUCAUGCGCUCUGCCCCCCUCUCUCUGACAUCGACUCGUUUAGGCAUGCCGAGCAGCCGGCCAGCCAAGAGGCAGCAGCACCACCACCGCCGCCAAAAGAGCCACCAGGUCAGCAGGAAGGAAAGAGAUGUGUGUCAUUCCAUGCAGCAGUGCUCGGUUGGCACAUUUCCUUGCGCAGAGAAGGCGGUGGGUGAGCUGCCGCCGUCUGUGGUGGGUGAGCUGCCCCCGUCUGUGGUGCCGACAGACACGGUGGGUGGUGUGGUGAAGCGGCUCAAGAAGAGCGCCCCCUCAUUCCCCCUCCCCUGCCCCGUCAUCUACAUCAUCGCCGCACCGCCCACACACGUGCGUGCGCAUGCCAUGAAAUCCUCUACAUCCUCCUCUCAUGGAUGGUUCGGUGCGUGAGUUGCAGAAGUUGGGCGUAGGUGAGGCGCCUCCUCUUGCUUUGGAUGCUGCGGCCCUCGACGCGAUCCAGGUCACCUUUUCUCCUCGCGGCACGGCUGGGACAAUUUGGUCAGACUCCUGUCUGUCUGUCUGUCUGUUUGCAGCGUGCGGCUCAGCGGAGCGACGCGCUGACUGUGGUGUCAGGCUUCCCGUUGUCAUUCGCCAAUCUGGCCCCAACGAAGAACGGUAGGCGAAACGUGUGCCUGUCUCAUUGUCUCAUUGUCGGCCCUGGGUGCCUGUCUUCAGCCCCAGCUGUCGUCCUGUACCCCCAAGCAGCUUACAAGAGGGACGGGCCAGCCAACAACACUGCCCACCUUCAGGUACCUGUGAAGGGGGACUGGGGAGAGAGAGGAGGAUGCCAUGCCGCUGCAGCCUUGGGCAAGGUUGUGUGUGUAUGUCUCAGGAGCUGUCGAGGACGGCCUUUCUAAGCGUGUGUCCGGUGGAGGCCGACCACUGGGCCAACAGCGCCGAAAUCGACAUCAAGAUGCAACUCACAUCCACGUCAGCCUGCCUGCCUGCCCGGCCGUCAAUGACACCCACCAUGCUCACUCUCACCUUCUCUCUCUCGCGUGAACGUGUCUCGCAUCCAUCCAAUAUAUUGCGUGUAGGUUGAGUGGUCAGGACAAGCCCCGCGCCUCGCGCCCUCGACAAGUGGUGGCCAUCGCCACGCCCACCGCCACAGUCGCGAACCUGGAAGAACUGACGAGGGCAAGUGGCCCCACCUGACCACACACACACAGGCAGGCAGGCAGGUCCCAGGGGAGCCUUCUCUUCCUUUCAAUGGAUGCGUUGUAGGUUCGCGACCGUGGGUGGCCGCUGAUACUCCUCCCUCCUCAGCUGACGUCUCUGCAGAAGCCCCUGGUGUCAUGUGAUGAGGCCAAGGGCGACGACAGGAUGGUCAUGCGCUUCCCUGCUACCGAUGCACAGCCACGAGAGGUGGCGGGGUGGAUCAGAUACUUUCUCGUACUCGCACCCUGAGUGCCUGGCG
Messenger RNA from Vitrella brassicaformis, 1685 nucleotides. The record is from the annotation of a GenBank genome assembly. NCBI's taxonomy places the organism in Eukaryota, Vitrellaceae.